CGUUUGGUUUUCAUACUUUGUAUUGACACUUGUCCCGGGUUAAUCUGUGCAGAGCAGAGCUACGGGGAGGUGAACCAGAGCUACGGGGAGGUGAACCAGCUCGGCGGCCUCUUCGUUAACGGCCGCCCGCUGCCUCACGCGCUCCGGCUGCGGAUCGUGGAGCUCGCGCAGCUCGGCAUGCGGCCCUGUGACGUCAGCCGACAGCUGCGCGUGUCUCACGGCUGCGUUUCCAAGAUCCUGGCCCGGUACCACGACACCGGCUCCGUCCUGCCCGGAGCCAUCGGAGGCAGCAAGCCCCGGGUCACCACCCCCGCCGUGGUCCGCAGCAUCCGGGACUACAAGCAGGGAGACCCGGGCAUCUUCGCCUGGGAGAUCCGGGACCGGCUGCUGGUCGACGGCGUGUGUGACAAGUUCAACGUCCCGUCUGUGAGCUCCAUCAGCCGGAUCCUCAGGAACAAGAUCGGGGCCUUUUCUCAGCAGCAUGAGGGCAAACAAGGCCCGGGGCCGGUCCAGUACGGACCCGUUUACUCGUACUCCUCCUAUGCGGGGGCAGCAGGGACUCACACCGGGACUACCGCAGCAGGGCAUGCGGGACUACCCCGGACCUGGACCAACAUCCUGGGUAUCAGAGCCCUCAUGGAGCCGACAGCUCUGUCUGGAUGUGACGGACAUGCAGCCAAAAUGGAGGACUGGACCAGUAUGACCAGUAUGAGAGCGAUUCCCUCUGGAUUUAACAUACUGGAGAAAACCGGCGAGCAAGAGCUGAAAUACACACAUCAGUCUGCGUCCAGUCUGCCCAGUUAUGUCUCAGCGUGUGCGUAUUCUCCAGCUAACCAGUACGGCCUGUAUGGAGCUCCAGCAGCAAACUACAUGAGCACUGGACCCCGCUGGCAGCCUCAGUCCUCCAGUAUAACUCCCAGUAUAACUCCCAGUAUGAGUCCCAGUAUGAGUCCCAGUCUGACUCAGAGUCCGUCUCCACUGGAAGCUGCAGAUUUCCAACCUGCACCACCUUUUAAACUCCCACAGAGCCACGACGAAAGGAAACCUCAGACACACGUGUACAGACGUCACCAUGCUGCUCACAGAUUAUCUCCAGCGUCGUGACAACUCUGAAAAAAACUCAAGGAGACGAUAUGAAGCUGACGGACUGUCUGGUUUUUAUCUCGGAGGAGGGACGAGGCAGAGUGACUCUCAUGGCUCCAGAGCUAACGUGCUAACAGAGCAGCAGGAGACACGUUCACGACCGACUGCUUUUAGGACGUGUGGUGAAAGAAACAUUUACUCCAUAUGCAUGCAGAAAUGUAAAGUCAAACUAAGAAACAAUAAAUAUACUCUUGUACUUUUUAACUUUCCAUCUUAAACAGAAAUCCUUUAAAGAAAUUAUUGCAUAUAUUAGGAGGUCGUUUUAUUUCCUUUCUUGCAGUGAGAUGUUCACAUCAUUGCCGCUCUCAUUUUUGUGGGUUCAAUAUGAAGCUACAUCUAACAGGCCGCUUACCUUAGCUUAGCAUAAAGUAUGUGGGAACAGCUAGCUGUGCUUUGAUACCCAGCGCAUAUCUGGAACCAGAUCUUUGUUCAUGGCUCUCGCCCAGAAAAAAAACGGGUUCCAGAGUUGCACAAACCCCUUGCUGAUUUACGUCAGGGGCGGGGACUUAUCGUUACCAAAAUCAAACCACACAAAACGUUUGUUGUGACCGCCAUUUUUUUUUACAGCAGCUUGUGAGUUCCCCCUAAAAUCUUUGAAAAGAAGCUUUAACGGACAUCAAGGUUUAGCAGCAGUCGUCUGAGGAGGAAACUGCACUUAGCUUGGAUCAUGUUGUAAAAUAUAUCUGUGAGGCUGUAAAUAUUAUUUUGUAUUAAAGUGCUUAAUAAAGACAUGCAGUGGUUAAA
Molecule: messenger RNA, 1887 nt
Organism: Labrus mixtus (cuckoo wrasse)
Lineage: Eukaryota; Metazoa; Chordata; Actinopteri; Labriformes; Labridae
Gene: pax1b
Product: paired box 1b
Exons: 4
Biological process (GO): anatomical structure development; regulation of transcription by RNA polymerase II
Molecular function (GO): RNA polymerase II cis-regulatory region sequence-specific DNA binding; DNA-binding transcription factor activity, RNA polymerase II-specific
Source: RefSeq, a predicted model, not a curated record